CAUAAUCACCGAAUAAGCUUCUGUCUUUGCUUAGAAAGCAGAGACAGUUACAUAGUUUUGUUGCGACUUGCGAGUUGCUUGUGUGAUCUGUUAUUAUAGUUUCUCACUUUCUCUACCUCUUAACCGCGUCUUUAUGGUUCUCUCCUUUUAACCCCUUUGUCUUCCUCUUUCUCUUCUCUGCUCUCUUCCCUAUUCGUAUCCUUUGAUCUGCGCCUCAUCACUGUCAUCAAUUCCGAUUCUGCGGCCAUAAGAUUUUUUCCCUCCAUUAAAGUUAAUUUCUUUUCUAUCACGGCUGAUAAGAUUCUAACGCUUCUCUUGCAUUAUUUAUAGCUGGCUCCUCCUUCAAUCUUGGUUACGCUUCCUCUGUGUUUUCGAAUUUUUUUGUCCUCAGCGUUGACCUCGUAUGUUUUGGUCAGAUUCAGAAGCUGGAUUAUGAUUUUGAGCGUAUCGGUCAAAUGGAUUCCUUUCAAAAUCCAAUUUCUUUUUUGAAAUUCGGAUUGACUGAUUGAUUUUUAUUUUAAAAAAAAUUGGGUAAUUUGUGUUCUUCUUUGGUCUGUUUCACCAAACGGACCAGAGAGAAUAACCAGAGAAAAGUGUUGUUUUGUGGUGUUGUUGAUGGAUAGCGGAUCCACUAAGGAAGCUAACGGACAUGGUGGUUUUGUUAAGAAAAAGCCUAUUUCUGUGGCUUCUUUGGAUGGUGUAAGAGUUGAAGAGGAGGAGGAAGAAGAAGAUGAAGAGGAAGAAGAAGGGCGUGUUAAUGGAGAAGAUGAUAGUGUCUCUAAGUCCUUGUUGCCACCUCGCAGAGGUGGAAUGUCACGCAAAUCAGAUAAUAGAACACGUAGUAGGAGGAGAGUGCAGUGGAAUGACAAGAAUGGAAAGAAGCUUUUUGAGGUGUUGGAAUACGAGCCAAGUGAUGUAAGUGAGUCAGAGGAUGAUGAUGACGACGACGCUUGUAUGUGUACAAUAAUGUAGAGAUCAUCUCAGGCUGCCUAAAACUUAUGAUGGAUUAACCCUGAAUUUGAAGUAACUAUUGAUGAGUCUGAGCAUUUGAUCUUGGGACGACAUCUCCCAUAAUCAAGAUAAGCAACUCCUUGUGUUUGCCAAUCUACGGAUCCGUUUCGAUUGGACUGUUGUGUGAAUUCCUCGAAAUGGAUAUCUUGUAUAAAAUUCUCACAUGACUCGAUCGCGUAUUGGUUUUUACCAUUGAUUAGAUUAUUCAACAUUCAUUGAGAUUCACCUUUGAAUCUUAGGCUAGCCUUCACUUUUCACUUUUCUAAUCAAUAGUAAAAAUCAAAGCAAGACCAAGUUAUGCAACAUUUUUAUGUAAGAGAAUUCAAUUCAUUUCAGUGAAUUCUCCAUAGAGAUCAAAGUGCACAUAUUGCUAAUUGCUGAAAGCAAUAUGAUUCAGACAGUGCUGAGAGUAGCACAGCUUCCAUGUAUGUAAAUCUUAUAGAGCUUACAUAAGAAAUAUGCUUCUUGUUAAAGGGUAGAUAUGCACAUGUUUCUUUUUCUUUUUACAAUUACUCAUUAUGUGAAACAAAUUUAUUGAAUCAAGUAUUCUCAGUUAAGCUA
Messenger RNA from Arachis stenosperma, 1572 nucleotides. RefSeq lists its product as uncharacterized. NCBI's taxonomy places the organism in Eukaryota, Viridiplantae, Streptophyta, Magnoliopsida, Fabales, Fabaceae. The record is from RefSeq and is a predicted model, not a curated record. The coding region runs from base 616 to 972 and encodes 118 amino acids. The transcript has 2 exons.